AUGCCAGGUAGAGCUGCCGCCUCUGCUCGUCCCUACAAGGUCGAUGCUUCCUCGCCUGUAGAUGCUGGGUUCCACCUCCCCGCUGCCACGAAACAGCUAGCCAAUUGCGGUCCCGAAUCCAAAGCCUCGCCAGACAUUUGUCCCUCGAGGUUCCUCGCACCCGAUACUUCGACUUCGUGCUGCCACUUCACUCUUUUGCUGGCAAUCCUCCAGGACGGAAAUCCUUCAAGACCUUAUCCGUUUUCCACCAAACCAUUUCUCGCCCUUCCACCUCGAGGCCGCACGAACCGGGACCGCCUGACCCAGCUAGACACCGCUCGCCGCCCUUGCCAGCACCGUCUACCCACCUACAGCCCAUCACUCGCUCGCGCUGCCGCUUGCUUCGUCUCUUCCAAAACUAACAACAUGCCAGUCAACUUUGAAGAUCCCUGGUUCAAGGGCCAGGAAGUAUCCUACAACGUAUCCGAGCUCCAGGAAUGCGCCAUCGCCGUCGACGCGUCAUACUUUCUCCGACAGCUCCUCGAACAAGCGGAAAACUAUAAUGAACCGUUGCUGACCGCCCUCGGAGGCCUUACCGGCAUCCAGGCGCGCAUACAAGUCGAAUUGGACAACUGGCUCAGGAACCGCACAACCCCCUUUUUCAUUUUCGAUGGCCAACCUAUGGUCGGACAAGACGAGGUCACCACCAAGCAGGGUCGGGAGAUCCAGAAACAAACCGGUGUUGCGUGGAAGCUCUAUAGCGAAGGCCAAGCCGAGGCAGCUGUGGCCGCUUUUGGCGAGUGUGCGAGCCAAGGUCUAUACAACAUCCAGGCCCUGUAUCCCAUGCUUCAAGAUGAGCUGAGGCUGCGGAAACUUCACUUCUUGGUCGCACCUCUCAAUGCUGCUGCGCAGAUCGCAUACCUGGACAUGAUCGAUUCUGAUCAAUGCGGCGGCAUCAUGGGCCCCUUGGAGCUGAUGCUCUAUCCUAUUCAAGACACCGUCAUUCGCUCAAUCGACUGGACCAGCAACACUUGCGCGGCCAUCUCCAAGAAGAACGUUAUGAAGGUGCUCAACGUCAGCGAGCCACACUUCAUUGACGCCUUUCUCAUGACCGGCACCCCCUUCCUUCCUCCGUUCCCGCCGCUCACGGAUUCUACCCUUGUCAAGAGCCAGCCUUAUAACAUUGUGGAUGCCAUCAACAUGCUCCGGACAGCCGACAAAUCAGUCACGAUGGUCAGCACUACCUUCCACGAUUUGAUCAAGAACCAGGAUCCUACUUGGCUGGAUAAGUAUCGCAAGGCAUGGAUGGCUGUCAAGCACUUUGUUUACAUUGCGGAGAGCGGCGAAGUCAAGGUUCACGACGCGGACCACCUAACAAACGACAACCACGAGUAUCUAGGCCUCCAGAUUCCCUGGGAGAUGUUCCACUACCUCAACACUGGCUUGAUUGGGCCUCGCCUUCUGAGCUGGAUCACGCACAGCCAAGUAUACGUCUUGCCGACGCUGGACGGUUCCGCUACGGAGGAAUACAAGAAGCUCGUCUCGAGCCAACUCAUUCCUCUUGAGGAGACUGCGCUUAGCUUGGUGCUCGCCCGGUUGCACCGUGGUAUCGUUUACAAGGAUAUCAAGGCGAAGGUUUGGUAUGAUGAUAGCUAUUCCGCCACUGUGCUCGACCAUCGUCAUGAAGCCAGGACCAAGACCAACUACGGAGUACAAAUGGCCACUUGGGGAGUUAUCAAGGAAGCGGACAUUAAGCAGCAUUUCCCCGGCUUCGAGCACGGUUCGAUAUUUUCCGAAGUGCAUGCUUUGACGAAGCCUGAUUUUGUCAAGCUUACCUUUGCCGAGCAAAAGAACAAGGCGAGGAAUGUUGAAUCAGCGAGCAUCAUCAAGUCGAUUUGUUUGUGGAGAUAUCUCCAUAUCCGCGGCUAUAUCGACGACCAGCACAACUUGACUAACUGGGGCAAGGCUUUGGACCGCGCCAUGGUCGCGCUGGAGCCAGUGGUGAAGAAGUUCCCUACGGUUCCCUAUCUCUACGAGUCGGUGCUUGUUGCCAUGGAAAUGGUCAGAUUUGGACUUCUCAACGGCAGUCUCAAGGUUGUGGAGCCUCUGAGUCUCCCUAUGCACGGCGAUGACGAUGACAAGUCUAGUCUGAUGUUGAUCAGCCGCUGUGCGACACUGCUUAAGCUGCGACACCAAGCUAAUGGAUACACUGGUCCUCUGAGUAAGAAUCUGUUGACGUUCCACUCCUUGGCUGGCGAGGUUAGGAGUGCUGAACGCGCUUUGAUGGAGGCCAUUUUGGCUUCUCUUUUCCUCUACGGCCAGGGACAGCGGAAGAGGGAUGAUAGCUGGGAGCUCAGCCACCAGCUUCCCUUCCUCUUCAACCCCGAUGUCGCUCUCGGAAUUGCCGUCAAGACGUACUUUGACGAGACGAUCAACUGGAACAGUGAGAAAGAGAAGACGGAGAGGCUGGCGACGUUCCCCGAUGCGUUCGUGCCUUACUCUAUGGCAUUUAGCGAAGACCUGGAGGUUGCGUGCGAAUUCUUCGAAGCCGUGUAUGCCGGUCUGCAGACGCUGGACGGCCAGGGCAUCUCGGCCAACGAUUUGAAGGCUUGGAGCAAGGCGAAAGAGUAUCUGGCACCGCGGACACUGAAGGAUGCGAGUGGCAACUAG
Messenger RNA from Neurospora tetraspora, 2649 nucleotides. Its product is annotated as temperature dependent protein affecting M2 dsRNA replication-domain-containing protein. Gene Ontology annotation, cellular component: nucleus. The record is from RefSeq and is a predicted model, not a curated record. Bases 1 to 2649 code for a protein of 882 amino acids. Gene Ontology annotation, molecular function: mRNA 3'-UTR binding; nuclease activity. The transcript is spliced from 5 exons. NCBI's taxonomy places the organism in Eukaryota, Fungi, Ascomycota, Sordariomycetes, Sordariales, Sordariaceae.